Messenger RNA from Penicillium chermesinum, 216 nucleotides. RefSeq lists its product as uncharacterized. The coding region runs from base 1 to 216 and encodes 71 amino acids. Lineage: Eukaryota; Fungi; Ascomycota; Eurotiomycetes; Eurotiales; Aspergillaceae. The transcript has a single exon. The record is from RefSeq and is a predicted model, not a curated record.
AUGAAGAUUCUCGUCGUCCAAUGGUCACACAAUGAUCAGGCCUUGUGUGACAUCGCUGCGGCCAUAAGAGACCUCGACCGGAGGCGUGGGGCGAUUAUGCGAGAACAGCAAGUGAUUGUUGCUAUGAACAAAACCCGCGAGGACCUCGAAGCUCUAGCCGACAAUCAGUUCGCGGAAGAUCUUGAAAACCUCGUCCUGCACGCCCUCGACCCCUAG